AUGGGUGCUGACCGUGGCCGUAUCGGGUCGCAACCAGGGCCCAGGCUCACUUCCUGCCAGGAGCACCAACACCCUCCGGUAUCCCCCACAGAGGAUGCCACAGCCGGUAUCCCCCACAGAGGUUACCACAGUCAGUAUCCCCCACAGAGGAUGCCACAGUCAGUAUCCCCCACAGAGGAUGCCACAGUCAGUAUCCCCCACAGAGCUUACCACAGUCAGUAUCCCCCACAGAGGAUGCCACAGCCAGUAUCCCCCACAGAGGAUGCCACAGCCGGUAUCCCCCACAGAGGUUGCCACAGCCAGUAUCUCCCACAGUGCUUACCACAGUCAGUAUCCCCCACAGAGGAUGCCACAGCCGGUAUCCCCCACAGAGGUUACCCCAGCCGGUAUCCCCCACAGAGGUUGCCACAGCCGGUAUCCCCCACAGAGGUUGCCACAGCCGGUAUCCCCUCACAGAGACUGCCACAGCCAGUAUCCCCCACUGAGGUUGCCACAGCCAGUAUCCCCCACAGAGCUUACCACAGUCAGUAUGCCCCACAGAGGUUGCCAUAG
Oncorhynchus kisutch (coho salmon) is the source of this 552-nucleotide messenger RNA. Its product is annotated as proline-rich proteoglycan 2-like. The coding region runs from base 1 to 552 and encodes 183 amino acids. NCBI's taxonomy places the organism in Eukaryota, Metazoa, Chordata, Actinopteri, Salmoniformes, Salmonidae. The transcript is spliced from 2 exons. The record is from RefSeq and is a predicted model, not a curated record.